UCCUACCCUCGUUCCGGUCAGGGGAAUCCCCAUUCUCUGCACAGGCUCCCGACCACGAAAAGAUCGCUGACCCCGACCUUGACCCGCGCCGUCGCGUCGCCUUCGGAAUCCAAGAACGAUGCUCGCCGCCGUCCCGGAUCGACCUCCAUUGAUCCGCAAACGCCGCGUCCGCCCCCCGCCCUCCAAGCUCGAGCCUCGCAGCCAUCGACCUCGAUCCGCUUCGCGCUCUGUCGGAGGCGCAUCUUGGUUCUUCCAUGGCGACCCCCCAUCGGCCAUACAUGGCGGCAAGCUAGCUCCCGUCUCAAUCCGCGUGGAUUUGCAGAUGUCGCGGUUCACAGGGCAAUUCUGCUGGUUAUCCUACAAGUUUGCUGGCUAGCAAGGAUAAGGUUGAGCGGAACAGAAUAUGGUGUUCUACUAUGCCCUCUACGUGUUUGAGAAAAUGACAGUAUGAUGAAUGCAAGUGUGAACAAUCCAAAUAACCCACUGAUCCCUUGAAAACCAGGACCAUGAAAGGAGUAAAUUAAGCCAACGGGUGGAUAGUCCAUUGAUAAACCGCCUGCCCAAGGUAAGUCUGUCAGACAUGGUGUCUUCACUGACAUUGUCACACAGGCCAGCUAGGAGGAAGAGUUCCAGCUCCCUUCCAGUUCCAGGACGUUGUUCCAGCACUGUUGAAUUACACCUGAGUGUAAAGAAGAUCGACAAAGAUGGCAGUUGUAGCAGGGGCGAUGACUGCCCUCAUUGCCAAGUUGACUACCCUGCUGAUGGACCAAUACAAGCUGCAGAACAGUGCGAGGGGCGACAUCAUAUUUAUUAAAGCCGAGCUUGAGAGCAUUCAGGCUGCCCUUGAGAAGUUGUUUGAGGUGCAGGUAACUGAUCGCCAGGUUAAGAUUUGGGAGAGGGAUGUGAGAGAGCAGUCGUACGACAUGGAGGAUAUCAUCGACAAUUUCAUGGUUCAUGUCGAAACCCAUUUGCUAGCCAAGCCACAUGAACUCAAAGGAUUCAUGAAGGGAAGUUUGAGCUUGUUGAGAAGAGCAAUGGUUCGCUAUCGUGUUGCUACCGACAUCAAACGUAUCAGGAGGCUUGUCAAUGAGACGAGUGCACGCCGUGAUAGGUAUAAGGUUGGUACUAUUGUUGCUGCUGCCAAGACUGAGACCGCAAUUGAUCCCCGUUUAAUUGGUAUCUAUGGAGAGGCUACUAAACUUAUUGGCAUAAGUGGACCUAAGGAAGAAUUGACCAAGCUGCUGAUGGAUUCCAAGGGCAACUCAAAGAAUAAACUGAAAGUGAUCUCCAUCGUUGGAGUUGGUGGUUUAGGCAAGACAACUCUUGCUAAUGUCAUUUAUCAACAGCUUAGAGGACAAUUCGAGUGUCAUGCUUUUGUUUCAGUAUCCUUAAAGCCUGAUCUAAAGAAGGUCCUGAGCAGCAUACUCCGUCAAUUCAGUGAACAAGGUUAUGCUUGGACAGAAACAUGGUGUGCUCAGGAAAUCAUCAACAAAAUCAGAGAUGAAAUUAAGGAAAAGAGGUACUUGAUUGUAAUUGAUGAUAUAUGGGAGAAAUCAGCAUGGGAAUGCAUCGAGUGUGCUUUAAUAGAAAAUGACCGUGGAAGCAGAAUAAUCACAACAAGCAGAGUGCUUGAUGCUGCCACGCCAUGCUCUUCUGAGGUUGAUCAUACCGUUUACAAGCUGCAGCCACUUUCUAGUGAUAACUCAAAGAAAUUGUUCUACAAAAGGAUAUUCUACUGUGAAGAUGGUUGUCCAUUGGAACUGAAGGAUAUAUCUGAAAAAACUUUAAGAAAGUGUGAGGGAGUCCCGUUAGCCAUAAUCACCAUAGGCAGUUUAUUGGCCAUGAGACCACAAAAUUUAUACCAAUGGGAUAGGGUACACAAUUUAAUUGGUUCUGGACUUGAGAAAAGCCAUCAUGUGGAGAAUAUGCGGCACAUAUUGUCUAUUAGUUAUUAUGAUUUGCCAGCCCAUUUAAGAGCUUGCUUCCUAUAUCUAAGUAUAUAUCCAGAGGAUUACAAUAUACAGAAAGAUCAACUGAUACGCAGAUGGAUUUCUGAAGGGUUUAUACUUGGAGAAGAUAUGGAUACUUUGCAUGAAGGAGGUAAAUACUUCAAUGAGCUAAUAAAUAGAAGCAUGAUUCAACCAGCAUACAUCGACAGUCAUGGAAGGGUGCAUGCUUGUCGUGUUCAUGAUAUGGUGCUUGAUCUUAUCACAUCAUUGUCAAAUGAAACAAAUUUUGUGACAUCAUUAGGUGGUCAGCAGCCCACAUAUCAUCCAAACAGGGCUCGCCGGUUAUGCCUUCAAAACAGCAUAUAUGACCAUACGAUACGACAGGAGAAAAUGAAGUGGCCCCGCGUGAGGUCACUAAUCGUAUUCCCUCAUGCUACCAACUUGUUGCCAUCCCUUUCGAGAUUCCGUAUUUUGCGCGUACUGGAUUUAGAAGGUUGUCAAGACUUGAAGAAUCACCAAAUUGAGGGUAUCAGUGAUUUGUUUCAUUUGAGGUCUCUAGUACUGAAGGAUACAAAUAUUGGUAGUCUCCCCAAAAAGAUUGGCAACCUAAGUUGUUUACAUACACUGGACAUAAGGCACACUAUCAUAACUGAACUUCCAUCAACAGUCGUUCAUCUAAGAAGACUGGUGCGCCUACUAAUUGAUGCAUCGGUGAAGUUACCUGAUGGAAUUGGGAAAAUGGAAUGCUUACAGGAAAUAUCACUGGUUGGUAUUAGCAAGUCUCCAAACUUUUUGAAGGAGCUAGGGAGUUUGACAGAACUAAGAAUACUCCAGAUUUCAGAGAGUACUGGUGCGUGGCAUGAUAGUUAUGAGAAUACUUUGAUUGAUUCUUUGUGCAACCUGCACAAAAUCUGUGACCUGUACAUCCAUGGCUGUAAACUGUCCACAGAGUUCAUAUCAAAUAUAAGAUGCUCUCCGCGAUAUCUCCGAUAUCUUUCAUGUGGCCAAUUAUCCAUAUUGCCAAGGUGGAUCAAUUCAUCCUUAUUGUCCCUCUCCACCAUAGAUUUGAUACUUAAUGUACUCCGACAGGAUGAUCUUCGUAGUCUUGGUGCCUUACAAUCUCUAUGUUGUCUCCGUCUUAAUGUGUUCAAAAUUGAACCAGAAAGGUUGGUUGUUGGCACUGAGCAUGCAAAGUUCCACUGGCUAGCUGAGUUUUCGUUUACCACUAAUGCCAUGGGGCUUAUAUUUAGCCAAUAUUCUAUGCCAAGGCUUGAAAACCUUGAGCUAGCUUUUAAUGUUCGAGAGACAAAGUAUUUUGAUAUUGGCUUGGAGCACCUGUCCUCUCUUAAGGAUGUCACUGCAAGAAUUGAUUGCAGGGAUUCCAGUAUUUUUGAGGUGCAAAAUGCAGAUGCUGCCAUUCGGAGGAUUGCAUAUAUGAACUCCAACCAACCUAAGGUUCAUGUGAUCAGGCAUUAUGAACACAUGUUAAUGGAUGAGGUGAAGAUCCAGAAGGAAACGGAGGAGGAAAAGGAGAUAUUGGAAAAUAGGAUUGGUCCAUGGGGUGGAAAUGGUGGGGUCACUUGUGACAUCAAGGUUGCACCCAAACGCUUGGAAAGCAUUACUAUUUGUAGCGGCAUAAUCAUCGAUGCACUUGCAUUUUCUUACUUGGACAAAGAUGGAGAGCGACACACGACUAGUUUAUGGGGUGGUCUUGGUGGUAGUGUUCAACUGAUUGAUCUUGAUGAAAGAGAGUUUCUUAUGGAGGUUAUUGGAACUGUGGGUCCAUUCAAUGUGUUAUCUGAGGCUAUAACAUCACUUACACUUGUGACCAAUGUACGUAGCUAUGGGCCUUUUGGACAACCACAGGGUACUCCUUUCCGUACUCCACGGAAGAAAAACAGUUGUAUCGUGGGAUUCUUUGGGCGUUCAGGAACAUAUCUUGAUGCAGUUGGGGUCUAUUUUCACCCUAUGUAGAUCUCAGCAAAGCGCGAAAUCCUUUAACCAAACUUGUAGUUUAUAUUCACAUUGUGUCGAAUAUUUUCUUUUGUUUCUUUACAUUUCCUGAUAUUAUGGUCGGACUACUCGUAUUUCAAUUCUUGUGAUCUGUUUUCCUUUCACCUGUUUUUUUUUCUCAGUUGUUCAAAUAACAUCAAAAGUUGUUUUAGCUUCAUAUGUAGUGCGCUGCAGUAAAAUGAUCACGUCAUUAUGGACAGUGACUCCUGUUUUUUUUCUUAGUUGUUCAAAUAACAUCAAAAGUUGUUUUAGCUUCAUAUGUAGUGCGCUGCAGUAAAAUGAUCACGUCAUUAUGGACAGUGACUCCUGUUUUUUUUUCUUAGUUGUUCAAAUAACAUCAAAAGUUGUUUUAGCUUCAUGUGUAGUGCGCUGCAGUAAAAUGAUCACGUCAGUAUGGACAGUGACUCCUGUUUUUUUUUCUUAGUUGUUCAAAUAACAUCAAAAGUUGUUUUAGCUUCAUAUGUAGUGCGCUGCAGUAAAAUGAUCACGUCAUUAUGGACA
Oryza sativa Japonica Group (Japanese rice) is the source of this 4463-nucleotide messenger RNA. The record is from RefSeq and is a predicted model, not a curated record. NCBI's taxonomy places the organism in Eukaryota, Viridiplantae, Streptophyta, Magnoliopsida, Poales, Poaceae.